AGGGAGACGCUGACCCGGAUGUUCACUCCUAGGUCCUGAGGAAGUGGAGGCGCCGCCGGGCCUACGGGGCACAGCGACAUCGUACCGUCACCGCACCGGAGAGCAGCCCCGCCCACCGGCCCUCACCCACCGCAGCCAUGAGUGACCAGCAGCUGGAUUGUGCCUUGGAUUUAAUGAGGCGUCUCCCUCCCCAACAGAUCGAGAAGAACCUCAGCGACCUCAUUGACCUGGUCCCCAGUCUCUGUGAAGACCUUCUGUCCUCGGUGGACCAGCCUCUGAAGAUCGCUCGUGACAAGGUGGUGGGGAAAGACUACUUGCUGUGUGACUAUAACAGAGAUGGCGAUUCGUACAGGUCACCGUGGAGCAAUAAGUACGAUCCCCCAUUGGAAGAUGGAGCCAUGCCGUCAGCUCGUCUGCGUAAGCUGGAGGUGGAAGCCAACAAUGCCUUCGACCAGUACAGAGACCUGUAUUUUGAAGGCGGUGUGUCCUCCGUGUACCUCUGGGAUCUGGACCACGGCUUUGCCGGAGUGAUCCUUAUCAAAAAGGCUGGCGAUGGCUCCAAGAAGAUUAAAGGCUGCUGGGAUUCCAUCCACGUAGUGGAAGUACAGGAGAAGUCAAGCGGCCGCACUGCCCAUUAUAAACUGACCUCUACUGUGAUGCUGUGGCUGCAGACAAACAAGACUGGAUCGGGGACGAUGAACCUAGGGGGAAGUCUCACCCGGCAGAUGGAGAAGGAUGAGACAGUGAGCGACUCUUCCCCGCACAUAGCAAAUAUUGGACGGCUGGUAGAGGACAUGGAGAACAAAAUCCGGAGCACUCUUAAUGAGAUCUACUUUGGGAAAACCAAGGACAUAGUCAACGGACUCAGGUCCGUUCAGACAUUUGCAGACAAAUCAAAACAGGAGGCUUUGAAGAAUGACUUAGUGGAGGCUCUGAAGAGAAAGCAGCAAAGUUAGAUGUUAUCCCCCCCUCCCCGAUCCCGCACCCCCUUUUCAUUUCUUACAAGGUUUCACCCCCCCAGUCCCUGUUGGUCAUUGCCCCAUUUUUUUUAUUUCUUUUUUGUUUUUGUUUAAGUCCGUCUGCAUCACGUACAUAGCCAUUCAACGCGGCCCGCUCCUAUUAAAUAAAGCUGUCUGAAUCUUUCACAGUCUGGGGGGGGGGGGGGGGGGGGUCUUUUACUCCAGCAUCACCCCCUCCUGCCCUCGCCUCACUUUUUUGUGCUAACCCAUUCCCCUUCCCGAACCCCUGCCUGGCCCCCCCGUGUUCCCUUCUAUACUGCACAUACUGAUUAACCCCCACUGCGCCAGCAUCGGCUGCCUCCUGUCGGAGAUUAGAUGGGUCCUUAAUUGGAAGAAAAGACUUGAUAUUUUGAUUAUCGGAUCCCUCUGUCCCUGACUCUUUUGCCCGUUUUUUAUUUUUAUUUUUUGGUGAACGUCUGGGAAUGCUUAGGGUAUUUUUUUUUUCUUUUCUUUUUUUGUUUUGUUAUAUAUAUAUUUUUUGUAAAGCUUUAAGUCUUCUAUAUGAGCCUUCCUGUACUAACAAUAAACUGGUUCUAAAUA
Messenger RNA from Pseudophryne corroboree (corroboree frog), 1559 nucleotides. RefSeq names its product capping actin protein of muscle Z-line subunit beta (gene CAPZB). Bases 138 to 956 code for a protein of 272 amino acids. The record is from RefSeq and is a predicted model, not a curated record. Gene Ontology annotation, biological process: actin cytoskeleton organization; cell morphogenesis; regulation of lamellipodium assembly. Gene Ontology annotation, cellular component: cytoplasm; F-actin capping protein complex. NCBI's taxonomy places the organism in Eukaryota, Metazoa, Chordata, Amphibia, Anura, Myobatrachidae. The transcript has 9 exons. Gene Ontology annotation, molecular function: actin filament binding.